UUGAAGAUCUGCAGGAUCAGAACCAGGACUAGGACUCGGAGAUGGACCGGGACCAGGAGUCCAGCAUCAGGACCAGAGCGGGAUCUUCCUCUGGUCUGCAGAAACAUAAAGGCAAAGAGAGACCCACAAGUUAUCGUUGUGAUCAUUGCAAGAAAGUCUUCACCACUUCAUCAGGUCUGAGAAAACAUAAGAUGAUUCACACUGGAGAUAAACCGUUCACUUGUGAUCAGUGUGGAGCAGCUUUUACCACAUCAAGUUAUCUAAAGAUUCACCAACGUAUUCACACUGGAGAUAAACCGUUCAGAUGUGAUCAGUGUGGAGCAGCUUUUACCAGAUCAAGUCAGCUAAAGAUUCACCAACGUAUCCACACUGGAGAUAAACCGUUCAGAUGUGAUCAGUGUGGAGCAGCUUUUACCCAACAAAGUUCUCUAAAGAUUCACCAAUGUAUUCACACUGGAGAAAAACCGUUCACUUGUGAUCAGUGUGGGGUAGCUUUUGCUACAUCGAGUCACCUAAAGAGACACCAACGUAUUCACACGGGAGAUAAACCGUUCAGAUGUGAUCAGUGUGGAGCAGCUUUUACCACAUCAGGUAAUCUAAGGACUCACCAACGUAUUCACACUGGAGAUAAACCGUUCAGAUGUGAUCAGUGUGGAUCAUCUUUUACCCAACAAAGUCAUCUAAGGUAUCACCAACGUAUUCACACUGGAGAUAAACCGUUCACUUGUAAUCAGUGUGGAGCAGCUUUUACCACAUCAAGUUAUCUAAUUAUUCACCAACGUGUUCACACUGGAGAUAAACCGUUUAGGUGUAAUCAGUGUGGAGCAGCUUUUACCACAUCAAGUCAUCUAAUUAUUCACCAACGUGUUCACACUGGAGAUAAACCGUUCAGAUGUGAUCAGUGUGGAGCAGCUUUUACCCAACAAGGUAGUCUAAGGACUCACCAACGUAUUCACACUGGAGAAAAACCGUUUAGGUGUGAUCAGUGUGGAGCAGCUUUUUCUAGACGAGAUAGUCUAAGGAUUCACCAACGUGUUCACACUGGAGAUAAACCAUUCACUUGUGAACAGUGUGAGGCAGCUUUUACCACAUCAAGUCAGCUAAAGAAGCACCAACGUACUCACACUGGAGAUAAACCGUUCAGUUGUGAUCAGUGUGGAGCAGCUUUUAUCACUAAAAGUAAACUAAAGAUUCACCAACGUAUUCACACUGGAUACAAACCGUUCACUUGUGAUCAGUGUGGAGCAGCUUUUACCAGACAAGAUCAUCUAAAGAUUCACCAACGUAUUCACACUGGAGAUAAACCGUUCACUUGUGAUCAGUGUGGAGCAGCUUUUACCACAUCAAGUGAUCUAAGGACUCACCAACGUAUUCACACUGGAGAUAAACCGUUCACUUGUGAUCAGUGUGGAGCAGCUUUUACCACAUCAGGUAAUCUAAUGACUCACCAACGUAUUCACACUGGAGAUAAACCGUUCAGAUGUGAUCAGUGUGGAGCAGCUUUUACCCAACAAGGCAAUCUAAGGACUCACCAACGUGUUCACACUGGAGAUAAACCAUUCACUUGUGAUCAGUGUGGAGCAGCUUUUACCCAACAAUGCAAUCUAAGGACUCACCAACGUGUUCACACUGGAGAUAAACCGUUCACUUGUGAUCAGUGUGGAGCAGCUUUUACCACAUCAGGUAAUCUAAUGACUCACCAACGUAUUCACACUGGAGAUAAACCGUUUAGGUGUGAUCAGUGUGGAGCAUACAAUCUGGCCAAAAGUAUGAACCCAGCCAGCAUGGACCCACCAGGAAAGAACGUGGAUCUGUGGGAGCUCUUUUACGGUGACCAAGUGGCGUCCUACCACCGUGGAGAUGGUUUGCAUGACCAGGACGGAUGA
Molecule: messenger RNA, 1886 nt
Organism: Cololabis saira (Pacific saury)
Lineage: Eukaryota; Metazoa; Chordata; Actinopteri; Beloniformes; Belonidae
Product: zinc finger protein 160-like
Exons: 5
Coding region: 42-1886 (614 amino acids)
Source: RefSeq, a predicted model, not a curated record